AAACAGGUGCCAUUAAUACAGGUAACGAGUGGAGGACAGAAAAGCUUCUUGAAGAAGACGUUACAGGUGAUCUGCAACCUUUUCCAAUAUUUUAGAGAUUUAGAAAUGGGUCUGUAAUUUUUAGGCUGCGAUGAGUCCAAACUUGUUUUUUUAAGGAUAGGUUCAAUAACUGUAUGUUUGAAAACAGAUGGUACAGAGCCCAGAAAAACUUGCCCUGAUAUUUCUGAUUUUAUUCUCAAAGAAUGCUAGAAAGUUGUUACAGUCAGACCUUGAGUAAAUUGGCAUAAGAGGGGCGUGAGGUGAAACAAUCUGGUUUAUGGUGUCAAACAGGACUUUAGAGUUAUUUUUGUUUGCAGCAAUCAGCUGAGCAAAGUUAGUGACCCUGGAAGUUUUCACUGUCUCAUUCAGAGAUGUUAUCAGUUCUUUAAAGUACAGCCUGUGACUUCCUAAUCUAGUUGACUUCCAACGUAUCUCAGCUCUGCGGCAUGUCCUUCUGAGACUGUAAAUGUUUUUGAUGAAUCCAAGGACUUUUUCUCUUGCUAGAAAAAGUAACCUGUUAACAGGAGCUACUUUAUCUAAGAUACUGCAGCACUGUUUAUCCAUUGCGCGUGAGUGUCUCUCUCUCGUGGAGCUGAUGCAGAGGCAUAAACUAGGCUCCCCGGACGAGCUGGCCCAAGUAGCUGGGGAGAAGGAAGUCUGGGCCUCCCUGCUUAGGCUGCUGCCCCGUUACCUGACUCUGCAUAAGCGGCAGAAAAUGGAUUAAAAAAAAUCUUUGAAAUUUUUUUGUUUGUCCACAAACCAUGUUUACCACGUUAUCACAUCCACACUGUAGCAUUUUUAAAUAUCUGGUCAUUAUUUGACAUCUAUAAACAAUUUCCUUCAAUGCAGUUCUUUCGCACGUUUUGUUUUGCAUAAACAAAUGAGUGUGGGGCAGUAAAUCAACAAAAAGACGCAGAAAGAAUCUAAGUAAACACUGACACUUUUAUUUAAUCUGUGUGUGUGUGUGUAGAAACGCCGAGACAUUCACCAUGCUGCUCCCUGCGCUGCUGCUGCUGUUCCUGGUCUGCAGGACUCAAGCAUCUCAUGUGUAUGGCACCAUGAUGACCUACUACCCAAAGAACAUGGGUGCAGAUGGAUCCAUCUCUGUGAUCCUUCGCUACAAGUUGAACUACCUGACAUGCCCUUAUGUGGACGUGUGGACUUGCAGUGGAAACUGUGGGAAUCAGACACAGAGCUUUUUAUCAGCCCAAGUGGAUGUGAGCAGUGGUGAAUGGUGUCAGAGAGAAGGAAUCAUGACUCAGCUGGUUCCCAACAACUCUCCCCUUCAGCUUGUGAUGUCUACCAACAUUUGGGCAACAAACCUAAAUGGCAUAUCUUCCCGGACAGCUGUGACUUUUGUUGAACUGAGGACCCGAUCUGACACUGGCAAACCCAACACAUCACCACAGACCACCAUCAUCCCAGUUGUGAAAGUUCCUUCAAACUGUCAGACAUACGUUGACCUGUUGGCUUUUGACCCAGAUGGAGAUAAGGUCAGAUGCAGAUAUGGAGACGAUUCCUCAUCGGAGUGUAGCCCAUGCACACCUCCACCUAUCCUCAACCUCAGUUCAUCUUGUACUCUGUCAUUCAGCCCGACCCCCAGCAGUGCUGAAGGUGUAUACGUCAUCCAGCUGGUGAUGGAGGACUUUCCCACACAGAACAUGGUCCUGACUCAAAGUAAUGGUUCACAGGAGGUGAAAACUACCAGCAGCGCUAUCAGCAAGAUACCCGUUCAAUUUGUUUUCAAAGUUCUUCCUGCAGUCCCAUCCUGCUCUGAUGGUCUCUAUCUGCCCAGAUUUCUUCCUCCAACUCCAGAAAACGGGGCUCAGUUCAACGCUGCUGUUAAUCAGAGUCUGGAAAUCACCAUCAGAGCAGAAGCAACUCAGUCUGUGAUCACUGAGCUCCUGUUCAGCGGGCCGUACGACGUUGUCAAAAUCACAUCAGGAUCAGGAAACUUCACCCUGAGAUGGACGCCGUCUGACAUCAGUGAUAAGGAACAUCUUCCCAUCUGUUUCGUCAUCCAGGCAAGUUUUAACAGUUCUGAUUAUCAGUCCGAGCUCCGAUGUGUUGUUGUGGGAGUUGGAACCACUCCUCCUCCAACACCAUUUGGUUUUCAUGGCAUUGUGAAUACCUACACUGUGAAAGACUUUGAUGGAAAUGGAUACCCGGUGAUCAGACGUGUAAAAUUCAGCUUCAGUUCAUGUGAGGCGUUCGACUCGUAUUAUUGUGGUGGAAACUGUAGUAAUAGAGGAGAUAUACAUACGGUUGAGGAAAGCGUUGGUGAAUGGUGUCAGAAAGAAGUCAACAUGAGUUGGUCUCAAACCAGUUUCAAUACAUCUUCUGUAUGGUGGGAGGGUGAGGUCUGGAUACCCAACAUGAAUGGUAUUUCAACAUUUAAAGCUUUUAAUUACUUAGAACUGAGGAACCGCUCUGACAUCGGUAAACCCAACUCAUCUCCACAGACCAGCGUCCUUCCAGCUGUGAGCGUUCCUUCAAACUGCCAGAGAAAUAUCAGCUUGUUGAACUUUGACCCAGAUGGAGAUGAGGUUGAAUGCAGAUGUGCAGUUGGAUCCUUAUCAGAGUGUCUCACUUGCUCACCACCAUCGAUCCUCAGUGUCUCAUCAUCUUGUUUUCUGUCGUUCAGCCCAACUUCCAGCAGUAAUGAAGGUCUAUAUGCAGUCCAGCUGAUGGUGGAGGACUUUCCCAGACAGAUCAUCACUCUGACUGAUUCCGGUGUACAGACCAUCACUCUGACUGAUUCUGGUGUUUUGCCAGUGCUGAAAACUCCCAGUGACCCCAUCAGCAGGUCCCCCUUGCAGUUUGCUUUAAAUGUUCUUCCUGCAGUACCAUCGUGCUCUGAAGGUCUCUAUCUGCCCAGAUUUAUGCCUCCAACUCCAGCAAACGGACUUCAGAUCUAUGCUAUUGCUAAUGAGCAGCUGGCGAUCAUCAUCAGAGCAGAGGCAACUCAGUCUGUGAUCACUCAGCUCCUGGUCAGCGGGCCGUUCACUAUGGUCAAGAGUUCAUCCGGAUCAGGAAACGUCACCCUCACAUGGACGCCAUCUAAUAGUGAAAAUGAUGAAAGUCACCCCGUCUGUUUCGUCUUUGAGGCGAGUUACUCUGGUUCUGUGUAUCAGUCUGAGCAUCGAUGUGUGGUUGUGACGGUCAUCCCAUUUGGUUUUCAUGGCAUUGUGAAUACCUACACUGUGAAAGACUUCGAUGGAAAUGGAUACCCGGUGAUCAGACGUGUAAAAUUCAGCUUCAGUUCAUGUGAGGCGUUCGACUCGUAUUAUUGUGGUGGAAACUGUAGUAAUAGAGGAGAUAUACAUACGGUUGAGGAAAGCGUUGGUGAAUGGUGUCAGAAAGAAGUCAACAUGAGUUGGUCUCAAACCAGUUUCAAUACAUCUUCUGGAUGGUGGGAAGGCAAAAUCUGGAUACCAAACCUGAAUGGUAUUUUAACAUUUCAAGCUUUCAAUUACUUAGAACUGAGAAACCGCUCUGACAUUGGUAAACCCAACUCAUCUCCACAGACCAACGUCCUCCCAGCUGUGAGCGUUCCUUCAAACUGUCAAAGAAAAAUAAGCUUGUUGAACUUUGACCCUGAUGGAGACGAGGUUCGAUGCAGGUAUGCAGAUGGAUCCAUGUCAGAGUGUCUCACCUGCUCACCACCAUUCGUCCUCAAUAUCUCAUCAUCUUGUAAUCUGUCAUUUAGCCCAACUUCCAGCAGUAAUGAAGGUCCAUAUGCAGUCCAGCUGAUGGUGGAGGACUUUCCCAGACAGAUCAUCACUCUGAAUGAUUCUAGCGGUGCACAGGUGGUGAAAACUCCCAGUGACUCUAUUAGCAGUUCACCCCUGCAGUUUGCUUUGAACGUUCUUCCUGCAGUACCAUCUUGCUCUGAAGGUCUCUAUCUGCCAAGAUUUUUGCCUCCAACUCCUCAAAACGGACUUCGGAUCUAUGUUAUUGUUAAUCACCUGCUGCAAAUCACCAUCAGAACAGCGGCAACUAAGUCUGUGAUCACCAAGCUCCUGGUCAGCGGGCCAUACAAUAUGGUCAAGAGUACAUCAGGAUUGGGAAGCUUCACCUUGACAUGGACGCCAUCUGAGAGUGAAAACUACGAAAAUUACCCCAUCUGUUUUGUCUCUGAGGCGAGUUACUCUGGUUCUGUGUAUCAAUCUGAGCAUCGAUGUGUUCUUGUGACGGUCAUCCCAUAUCAUGUUUUGUAUCUGAAAAUGAAGAUCUCUACUACAAUGUCUGUGGUGAAAAACAAGGAGAUAAUUGAGAAAGCUGUCAAAAGUGAAAUGGUGAGACAAGGAAUGCCAUCAGUCAUAAAUGUUCACCUCUCGGGUGGUGAUUUAGUGGAACUGAGUACAAUUGCACCCCCUAAUGCCUGAUUAUGAAAAUGUAAAUCAUACUUGCAGAACGUCAGGUUUCUUUAAAGUGGACAAAGAAUCUAAACCAGCAUUUUCUUGUUUGUGAAUAAAGACAGCCUGGGUGGUCAAAAGUGCCACGCCAAAAAGUCAAAGCUGUGUGUGACCUACUUUUUAUGUAAAUUAGAAAAUUUAAAAAUGCCAGAGAAAAGCUUCUUUUCUGAGAAACCUCUUAUUAAAACGUCAUAACGUGGAGCCCUUCCUCCUCCAAUCUGCAGUCUCCAGUGUCUGAGGCCUUCUGGUUUAAACCAACCAAUCAGCAAGCAGCUCAUUAGCACGCUCAUGUCCUGGCCAAGUGGGAGGGGGUAAACAGCUCUUUUCACGGCCAGGCUGAUUUAGGGAGUUUAUAAUGGCCUGUAUCAGGGCUCCUAGGACAGAUGAAAGCCAAUAGAACAUUUCUUAUGCUUCUUAGAAAUUCAAAGCACUGUUUUAGAUUGCUGAUAAACUGCAUUCUUUGUCCCUUUUAAGUUUGAUUCAGAUUGUUGUUUUUAACCAUCAUUUCUAUAAUUUAUUCUCAUGCUCUUGUAUAUGUUCAUGUAUAUAUAUGUUUAAGGCUUUGCUAAUGUCCAAAUAAUAUUAUUUGGUUAUUAUAAAGGUAAGGUAAUGAUGCGUGUUGAGAUGUAUUGUAGUUUAUUAGGAUUCUAAUUUCUGUUUAAUGUAUGUAUGUAUAAGAUACAGACACUGAUAUUUACUAUACCACGAGAUUAACCUUCCUGCUAGAAAUACUGCACGAUAGGAAAUACUACAUUGAAAUAUCAUCAAUAUACAGGUGCUGAUUGUAAAAUUAGAAAAUCGUGAAAAAUGUGAUUUAUUUCAGUAAUUCCACUCAAAAACUGACACUUAGUUAUUAUAUAUAUUCAUUCAUUACACGCAGACUGAUUAUUUCUUUAAUUUUGAUGAUUAUAAUUUACAACUAAUAAAAAUCCCAAAUUCAGUAUCUCAGAAUAUUAGAAUAUUGUGUUAAGGUUCAAUAAUGAAGACCCCUGGUGCCACACUCUAAUCAGCAAAUUAACUUAAAACACCUGUAAAAGCCUUUAAAUGGUCUCUCAGUCUAGUUCUGUAGGAUACACAAUCAUGGAGAAGACUGAUGACUUGAUAGUUGUCCAAAAGAUGACCAGUGAGACAUUGCACAAGGAGGGCAAGACACAGAAGGUCGUUGCUAAAGAGGCUGGCUAUUCAGAGCUCUGUGUUCAAGCACAUUAAGAGAGGUGAAGGGAAGGAUGAGAUGUGGUAGAAAACGUACAAGGAUUAAGGAUAACUGCACCCUGGAGAGGAUUGUGAAACAAAACUCGUUCAGAAAUGUGGGGGAGAGUCACAAAAAGUGGACUGCAGUUUGAGUCAGUGCUUCAAGAACCACCACCACAGAUGUUUGCAAGACAUGGUUUCAGCUGUCGAACUCCUUGAACAACAGACUGCAUUAGAAGUGUCUCGCCUGGGCUAAAGACAAAAAGGACUGGACUGCUGCUGAGUUGUCCAAAGUUAUGUUCUCUGAUGAAAGUCAAUUUUGAAUUUCCUUUGGAAAUGAAGGUUCCAGAGUCUGGAGGAAGAGAGGAGAGGCGCAGAAUCCAUGUUGCUUGAGGUCCAGUGUAAAGUUUCUAGUCAUUGAUGUUUUGGGGUGUCAUGUCAUCUGCUGGUGUUGGUCCAUUGUGUUUUCUGAGGUCCAAGGUCAACACAGCCAUCUACCAGGAAGUUUUAGAGCACUUUAUGAUUCCUGUUGCUGACCAACUUUAUGGAGAUGCAAAUUUGAUUUUCCAGCAGGAUUUGGCACCUGCACAAAGUGUGAAAGCUACCACUGCCUGGUUUCAGGACCAUGAUAUCCCUUAACUUGAAUAGCCAACAAACUCAUCUGACCUUAACCACAUAGAAAUUCUAUGGGCUAUUGUGAAGAGGAAGGUGCAAUACACCAGACCCAAUAAUUCAGAAGAGCUGAAGGCCCAUAUCAGAAACAUGGGCUCUCAUAACACCUGAGCUGUGCCACAGACUGAUCGACUUCAUGCCACGCCACGUUCCUGCAUUAAUCCAGGCCAAAGAAGCCCCAACCAACUAAAUACUGAGUACUGUACAUGCUCAUACUCUUCAUGUUCACACUCUUCAGUUGGCCAACAUUUCUAAAAUUCCUUCUUUUGCAAUAGUCUUAAAUGUUAUUCUAACUUUAUGAGAUACAUAAUUUGGGAUUCUCAUCAAUUGUCAGUUAUUAUCGUCAAUGUUAAUUAACCUUUGGGAUAUAUUAGUCUGUGUGUAAUGAAUGAAUCUAAUAUCCAAGUUUCAAUUUUUAAAUGGAUUUACUGAAAUAAAUCUACUUUUUCAUGAUAUUCUAAUUGUAUGACCAGCACCUGUGUUUUAUUUGUUCAUAUAAAAUAUGUUUUUUGUCCAAUAUUUUAUUAUAUUAAACCAAGCGUAUCAAAUUAUGCAAUCAUGCAACAAUUUCUUCCUGUGUUAAAAAUGUUGUCCAUUGUCUUUGACUUGAUUUUCUCCUUUCUGGUUGAUCACAAAGACAUUUUUUUAAGCUAACAUACUGAUAUAUGUGAAUUUCAUCUAGAAGCGUUUCAGAUUGCUCAACUGUUUCAAAAAGAAUACUUUAUUCUUUUUUAUUUCUGUUUAGAUCUUUAAAACAUUAAAUCAACAUGAUGUUGCCCUCAUGUGGGUCACUUUAGGGCUGUCUACUGCUCACACUGGAGUCUGAUGGUAGGCAAUGUUAUUAUAUGUAAAACAUCUUCAUUAAAAAAGAGACUUUUUGAACAUUGUUGUUUUUUUUUUUUUACACAACACCUCCUUUAGACGCAUUUUUCAAAAAUGUAGUGUGGGUAGAAUGAGACUUGUGGUGGGGUGACUCGCUCUUUAAAUACGUGGACUUUAAUUUUGUAGCACUUUGAAAGGUUUAAAACCACAAAGUGCUUAAAAAAUAACAAAUAGUACAAGCAUUCACUAAAUGCAGGAAAAAAUGAAGGGUGUAGAAGCUAAAUAAAACUGAUAAAAACAAAAAACAUACAGCCCAGUUAAGUGCAAGUCAAAUUAAAUAAAGGUAGAUUUCUGUAUUAUAAAAUACAUGUACCAAUUUCUUAUCAUAUUUAUGUACAUCAGCCAAUUCCAAACUACUUCAAUUAUUAUUAUUUGUUUUCACUGAAAUAGGGAGAGUUGGCUGGGGAGAGGGAAGUCUGGGCCUCUCUGCCUCCAUGACCCGACCCUGGAUAAACUGACGAGGUGGGAGAGAUGGAUGGAUGUUUAUUUAACACCUCACUACAAUUCUGUUAUGUCCCAGCCUGUUUAAGGGCUUCUACCAUCAGGCCUAUCACAUAAAGGCCUAAAAUCUCAGAACUCAACUGAUACAGACCUGGGGUCUCAUUUAUCAAACAAUGCAUAGAAUCCUUACUAAAACCAUACUUAAGCUCAGCAAAACAAAUGUACUUACGCCAAGUAGGUUUGUGAUCUAUCAAACAUGGAGUAUGCUCAGCUGCACGCAAUCACGAGAAAGUUUCUCAGCUGCAUUUUAGUCACAUCCCACCCUCACCACGCCCACUUACUGCCAUAAAUAGUCAAUGCAAAGUGCCUUGUGGAUCUUAUGCAUAUACUUAAGCCGGUUGUUGCAGCACUCCGCCAAUGACGAUGGCAACCGUAGAUCAAGGCAGAUCAACGAAGCUCAAUUUCACAGAAGCAGAGAAUUGAAAGGAAGUACUUUUGCAAAACAAAUAAGAGAAAAUCCACAGAGUGACACAGCAUUGCUGAAGCAGUCAAUGUUGUGAGCUCUUCAGAGAGAUCUGUGGCGGAUAUAAAAAAAAAUGGUCCAAGCUGGAUUUGAUCCCCAGACUCCCAAGUGAAAGUCACACACACUAACCAGUCAGCCAAACAGGGAUCUCUCCUGUUCAAGUAGCCAGGGCGUAUGAUCAAAUGGGUCACAGUGACAGGACACACUGUCACAGACGCGUGACAUUCUGUCUCAAUCUGUCCCCUUGCUGAUAUUCUGCAUUCCGUAUUCUGCGCUUCAGGCUGUGUGUGUGUGUGUGUGUGUGUGUGUGUGUGUGUGUGUGUGUGU
Messenger RNA from Nothobranchius furzeri (turquoise killifish), 8493 nucleotides. The record is from RefSeq and is a predicted model, not a curated record. Lineage: Eukaryota; Metazoa; Chordata; Actinopteri; Cyprinodontiformes; Nothobranchiidae.